Messenger RNA from Xenopus laevis (African clawed frog), 1741 nucleotides. Its product is annotated as alpha-1,4-N-acetylglucosaminyltransferase. Lineage: Eukaryota; Metazoa; Chordata; Amphibia; Anura; Pipidae. The coding region runs from base 248 to 1276 and encodes 342 amino acids. The transcript has 3 exons. The record is from RefSeq and is a predicted model, not a curated record.
UUCCCAUGACUAGACAAAGUUAAUGUUUACUGUAGUAGUUCAUGAAAAUAUAGGGAGAAACAUAAUACAGUACAGGGGCAUCAUGUGUAAAGCAGAAGAUACGAGGCUGUAGACCAUGAUAAAAGACAGUUACAGUAAACAACGCCCAUCUCAUUUUUUUUUUUUUUGAAACAGAAGGGGAGAAGAUAAGAGAAGUGCAGAAAUGAAACAGCUGCCCAUAAGAUUCAUCACUUUAACCAAAUGAAAUAUGGCAAUAAUGAAUGGAAUAAAGAUAUCUGGCAUCUUUUUAUUUGCUUUAUCUAUUGGCUUUGUCUACAAGACCACCAGAAAACAAUUAAGUUUUGAAUAUUUCCCUACCCUUUUUUCAAAGACUUUAUCCAAUACCCAUAUCAUUACCUUUACCAAUACCAAUGCCAGUAUGAAUCCAGAUGAAAUUCUUAAAGACGGGAAUGGAGUUAUAUUUUUGGAGACUACUGACAGAAUGGAGCCUCCUUCUUUAGUGUUGUGUGCUAUUGAGUCUGCAGCCCAUGUGUACCCUGAUAGACCAGUGGUUUUCUUCAUGAAAGGUUUAGAAGACAUAAACUCAGUGGAAGAUGAGAAACGAGCAAAGGAAAGAUUUCCAUCUCUGUCUGCUUUUGAGAAUGUCUUCAUCUUCCCACUCAGAAUGGAGGAAUUGUUUAAAGACACACCACUUUUGGAAUGGCUUCUAAAGGCUAAAGAAAGAUGGGAACCUUACUGGAUCCAUAACCUCUCAGAUGCCUGCAGAAUGGCUAUGAUUUGGAGAUAUGGUGGACUUUACUUUGAUGCUGAUGUCAUCUCCAUGCGGCCAAUCCCAGAAAAGAACUUUUUGACUGCUCAGAGUACUGACACGUCUGGCAGUAGUGUUUUUGGCUUCAGUCCCCAUAACAAGUUUGUCUGGAAGUGUUUGAAUGACUUUGUGCUUAAUUAUAGAGGAGAUAUUUGGGGAUAUCAAGGUCCAGGCCUUUUUACACGUGUUCUGAAACCACUAUGUGCGACUGAUUUGAAGGUGGAAGAGGAUAUUAUCUGUGGGAAUAUUUCUUGCUUGAACCCCGAGCGCAUCUAUCCUAUACCAUAUCAGAACUGGAGGGAGUAUUUUGAGGUUUGGAAGGAAUUGCCGUCUUUCAAUAACUCCUAUGGUGUGCAUUUGUGGAAUUAUAUGAACAGAGAUGAGAACAAGUCUGUAGUUCCUGGAAGUAACACACUGGUGGAUCGUCUCUACAAACAGUACUGUCCAACGGUAUAUGGAUCCCUUUAAAAACAUUAGGACAUUGUUACUUCAGACCAUCCAGUUGGAUUAUUAAAUCUUGAUCAGAUAUAUGCAUCCAUACACCCUCAAAGCCAUUUUUUCCUGAUAAGUAUUAGCUAAGACAUAAGGUAAAGAUUAUUUUUUUAUAUAUUAGUUUAUCCUGAUUUUUAAAAUGAUCAACUAUGAACUAUGUGAAAUGCAUCCUACAUUAUAUAAGCAUUGUAUAUUAUCAAAUGCAACCACUAUUUCACUCUUUUUUUCAUUUGCUUUAUUUUUCUUCCAUCCAACAAUUUGAAUUAAAAAGUUGAUAUGAUAAAUGUCUGCCACACCCAAGGCAGAUAUUAAAAAGGUCCCCAUGCAGCUUGGGCUGGCCAACCCAAUUUUGGGCUCCUUAUAAUAGGGAAAUUUAAAGGAGAUGGAAAGCGACCGAAGCAGUUUAUUUCCAAUAGAAUAACCACAAAAGUACAAGCUAUA